Ectocarpus siliculosus is the source of this 2650-nucleotide messenger RNA. Lineage: Eukaryota; Phaeophyceae; Ectocarpales; Ectocarpaceae. The record is from the annotation of a GenBank genome assembly.
AUGAAAACAGCAACAGCGAUGCGCACGACGGCGUGCGCGGCGUGCUGCGGCCUCGCGGGCGUCGGAGCUUUCCUGUCGGCCCCCUCCACGAGCAUCGUCUCCUCGCGAAACAACAACCCACACACGUGGGGAAACUCCGCAUUAUCUUCCCCGCUGAGCUUAGUCGGGGGAGGCUCGGCAAACGCGCGCGCGUCGGUGUGUCCAUCACCGGACGGCGACGGGGAGGGGGAAAGUCGACGGGAUGCUGCUGUCAAGGGCGGGGUUCGACGGCAUGGCGGGGGCGGGGGCGGCGGCGGCGGCAGGCGUCACCGCGCGGCCACCCUGGGGAACUUGGACUUGAAGCCGGCGUACCGAUUGUUCGACACCGUGCCGCCGCCGCCGUCCACGGACGCGACGGCGCGGAAGAGCGACGACAUCGACCUCGACGUCGAUGGUGACGCCCCCUACGAUGUCGACCCGUUCAAGCUGGCGAGCAAAGACCUGUCGCCGUUCACCGACACCAUCAAGGAGCUGGUCGAGUCGGAGCACCCGGUACUGUCCAUGGCCGCGAAGCACUUCUUCGAGAAGCGCCACGGGAAACGCUUCCGCCCGACCAUCGUCGCGCUCAUGGCGCUGGCGACGUGCGACAAGCCAAUGGAGGCGCACCGGGAGAGCGAAGAGUACACACGGCAGGGGCAGUUGGGACAGAUCACGGAGAUGAUCCACGUUGCGUCGUUGAUCCACGACGACGUUCUCGACGAGGCGGAGGUCAGGAGGGGCGGGAUGGCCGUGCACAAGCUGUACAGCAACAAGGUGGCGGUGUUGGCCGGGGACUACCUCCUGGCUCGGGCGUCGGUGUUGCUGGCGAGGCUUGGGGACGUCCAGGUGGUGGAGAUCAUGGCCACGGCGCUGGACAGCCUGGUUCAGGGGGAGAUCAUGCAGCUGAAGAUGGACCCCGAGAAGCUGCUGGACAUCUCCCUUUACCUUCGGAAGAGCUACUACAAGACGGCGAGCCUCAUCACCAACGCGUGCAAGUCGUGCGCGAUCCUGGGGGGACACGAGUUCGACAGUGACGUUGCCACUGCGGCGGAGGAGUACGGGUACCACAUGGGGCUUGCGUUCCAGAUCGUGGACGACAUCCUCGACAUCGUGGGGGCGGCAGAUGUCCUGGGAAAGCCGGCUAUGGCGGACAUGUCGCUGGGGCUCGCGACUGCGCCCAUCCUCUACGCCGCGGAGAACGCGCCGGAGAUCAAGAAGAUCGUCAAGCGCAGAUUUAAGAAAGAGGGGGACAAGGAGAAGGCCUUGAAGGCUGUUCUCGAUGGGGACGCAGUUGCAAGGUCGAGAGAGCUAGCGCGGUGGCAUGCACAGAGAGCCGUAGACGCUGUGUUGAGGCUGCCGCCCUCGGAGGCACGCAACGGACUCGUCAACAUCUGCCACAUCGUCCUCACUAGGAACAAGUAAUAAGGGGUUAGAAAAAAGGGUGGGGUGGGGUGCAGACGGAGCAGGUCACGGCUCGUCUUCGCAAACCUCGACGGGUGUUGUUUGGAACCAGUUUCUGCUUCUGGAAAAUAAUUAAUCUUGGACUCGUCUGUUUCAGUUUCCCCUUCUUAAUUUUGGUUGCCCGUGAGGUGGUCGGACGACGCGGCGGGCGUGCAGUUUAGAGUGCGGCGACGGGGCGGGCGGGCGGGCGGCGGGGGGGGGGUGGGGGGUCGUGUCUCUGGGGGGGGGGGCGGUCGUGCCUCUCCGGCUGCAAGCGGUCUUAAGUGCUUCGAAUACUUAUGCUGCUUCGACUUUUUUGCUGUAGGCGUGUUGGUUGUGACGGCGAAAUUGCGACAGAAACGCCAACAGGAAUAGCUUCCGUUCUGCUGUAAGACGUAAAACGAACGGCGUGGCACGGGUUGGAAUAUUCAGCAACCAUUGCAGGGCGUGGCGGGCCAGAAAGGGAAAAAUAUCGGGGUCCCCUGCAGGUCGUCCCACCCGAUGGGCGUCGACCGCAAGUUAUCACAACGGGUUGAAGGGUUACGUGUGUUAGAGACUGAAGAAUAGCAUUCUGCGAACGGCCUUACUCCCUCCUCUUCCCCUUCCUCGUGCAUGAUUGGUCUAUGAUUCGUCUAAUGACACGCUUCGUUUGAGGUUCAUUUUUGUGAGAGGGCCGUGCGUGUGCUGUCAAGCGGACAGAAAGGAAAGCUCGCAGACCUCGCUGCUCUAAAGGGUCCCUCCUCCCCAACAGAAACUGCCGAUUGAGGCGGGGGAGAGGGGGAUUGUGUCGCUGCAAGGAAUCAAAGCCCUCUUGCUGGUGGCGGCAGGGAUUGGCGUUGUAAGAGGUCGCCGCAACAUGCAGAAUCACUGGAGUAGAAUCAUGGCUGCUCGCUUCAUGUAGUCGUGGCGGAGAAAUCAAGAGAGCGGCUGUAGCACGGGUUUGGUUCUAAGGGAGGAUGGGGAAUGUUCGGGGUAAAUCGCUCCAUGGUGGAAGGGCGAGUUACGCAGCGUUGCUGCUCCGCUUGUACAGGUGUUUUGGGGGUUUAAAAAAAGCUUUUUUUGUUUGUCUUUGGUUUCUCGGCGGUCGUGUUGGGAGUGGGAGGGAGGGUGUAAACAUUCUGAGUAGUUUCGAUCUGUCGAGUUGUUCGACAAGUUCUGCCUGCGCCGAAUGCCACUGUCACCCGGUUGAUGA